Molecule: messenger RNA, 586 nt
Organism: Acanthochromis polyacanthus (spiny chromis)
Lineage: Eukaryota; Metazoa; Chordata; Actinopteri; Pomacentridae
Product: lectin-like
Exons: 4
Coding region: 1-510 (169 amino acids)
Molecular function (GO): signaling receptor activity
Source: RefSeq, a predicted model, not a curated record
AUGUCUAUCCCAGCUGGUUUUAAACAAGGAACAGAACCUUCUCUUCACAUCCCAGAAGGCUUUAGACAGGGAACAGAACCGUCCUCUUCCAGAACCCAAACACAGAUAGUCGCCUGUAAGGGGGAGAUCAUCAAUGGAAACUGCUAUGAGUUCAACCCAACACGACUGGCCUUCCAGGACGCACAGGCUCAGUGCAGAGCUGUGGCCCCAAAUGCUGAGCUUGCAUCUGUAACCAGCGUUAAUCUACAAUCCCGACUGGUUUCUCUGGUGACCAACGGUGGAGAGAGUCACCCUGUGUUGACCUGGCUGGGAGCCACGAUCAAGAACCAGGAGGCGUCGUGGGUGGACGGGUCAGAGUGGAGCUACAGCGACUGGAUGCCGGGUCACCCUAACGUUCACGCCGAUAAACCUGUCUGUGUGGAGAUGUUCAAGAUGGAUGAGAGCUGGUGGACUGCCGCCGACUGUGAACUGAAGAGAGCCUCCAUCUGCUCGUAUCGGAUCGCUGCAUGACAAUCACCUUGACAAAAAAGCCCUCUUUAUUUCCUUCAAACCAUCUGCUUGUGUGGGAAUAAAACUUUGCAUCUGA